Molecule: messenger RNA, 2178 nt
Organism: Penicillium argentinense
Lineage: Eukaryota; Fungi; Ascomycota; Eurotiomycetes; Eurotiales; Aspergillaceae
Exons: 3
Coding region: 1-2178 (725 amino acids)
Biological process (GO): carbohydrate metabolic process
Source: RefSeq, a predicted model, not a curated record
AUGACCAUCUCAUUCCUCAAGGGUGCAAUUGCCGCAACGCUUGUAGCCAGCGCUGGCUGCCAUGCUGCCGCUCUCACCAGGCGCAAUCUAUCUUUCGGAGGCACCGACUGGCACAAGUAUAUUCGUUCGCCGGAUAAGUCAAUUGUCAAACCCAGGUCUAGCCUAUCGGCCAACACUACUGGAGGUGUGGUCAAUCCUGAUGGCUUGUUUGGUACGAAGGGUUCUCCGACUAUUCUGACGCGCAAGGAUGGGCGUGACGAUAUCCCGAGUCUUGUUAUUGAUUUUGGUCAGAAUGUUGUUGGGAUUGUUUCUAUUGACUUUGCAGGAUCGACCAAUUCUUCGGAGGGCCUGCGUGGGUUGAGGCUGGCUUUUUCGGAAACGAAGCAGUUUCUGACCAAUACUAGUGAUUUCACUAGAUCAGAUAACAUGCAGGCUAGCAGCUCGGGUCCUCAUAUCCUAAUAUGCCUACGGAUUGCCGUUGCAAACUAUCCAUAUACCUGGAAGGACCAUAUUGGCUGCCAGCACGACAAUAAGGUUUGCUCGGACGGCCUCCACGGAUUUCGAUACCUAAAGAUCUGGCUCGACGCGAUCACAGGUGAUGCUCCUUACACACAGCCCUACGGCUCGGUAUCUAUCUCCAACAUUGAGCUCGAGUGGUCCGCCUACCUGGGAACAGCAGAUACCUUUACUGGAUGGUUUGAGUGUUCCGACGAGGAUAUUACACAGUGGUGGUUCGAUGGUGUCUAUACAGCUGAUAUGGGGACUGAUACGUUCCUUGCCAAUGAGACCGAUCCCCGGGACUCAGCCACGCCUACUCUGGAAGGCAAGGAGGUUCUUUUCGACGGCGCCAAGAGAGACCGGGACCCUUAUGUUGGGGACUUAGGUGUUGCUGCACUUACUGCAUAUCUCUCUCACGAUAAUCCAGAUGCGGUUCGAAAUAUUCUGGCUGAUCUGGCUGAACAUCAGAGAGAUGAUGGUUGGAUUCCGCCAGCUAGCAUCAACAACUAUACACUCGACUUGUAUGACUACCCUAUGUGGUGGAUCGUCUGCACUGUUGACCUGGUCAUGUACACCGGAGACACAUCCUUUGCGAGACAAUACUACAAUGUCAUGAAAAAGUCUCUCGAUAACUACUACGGUCAAAACCUCACCUCUACCAGUGGCCUCCUAAACAAGACAAACGGCUACGGCGACUACGCAUUCCUCCCUCUCUCUGGAAUCAUCACCUACUACAACGCACUAUAUGCCCAUGCCUUGAAGUCCGCAGCCCAACUAGCCAAAGUUUUCGGCCACGACACCGACGAGCAAACCUGGACUUCACGAGCCUCAGACAUCAACAACAAGCUCCUUGCGCGAAACUGGGACUCUUCCGUAGGCGCCUUCUAUGACGGAGGCCCCUGCCCCAAUAAGCCAGGAGACACAAUCUGCGACGUCCACGCCCAAGACGGAAACAGCCUAGCCGUACUCGCUGGCACCGUCAACUCGUCACAGGCCAUCAGUCUACUAGACUACUACGGCAGGAGGACCGCCCGCUCAUAUGGCAACGCCUUCUACGACAACGACGCUCUCCAAGAAGGAUUUUCCGAACGGGUGUAUGCGUUCUUCUCAUACUUCGAGCUAGCAGCUCGCUUUGUCACGCCCGGUGCGGCGGGAUCGGCUUUCGAAGAGGUCAAGCGUCUUUAUGGGUGGAUGUCGACCCAUGAUCCUGAGGUUACGUUUUGGGAGGGCAAUGGUCCUGAUGGAUCCCCGCAUGAGGAGGGGUUUACCUCCAUGGCUCAUGGUUGGUCUACUGGUAUCGUGCCACUUAUGAGCAACUAUGUCCUUGGAAUCAAGCCUACUGGUCCUGGCUUUGAGACCUGGGAGAUUUGUCCUGUUAUUGAUGGUGGUGAUCUUACUUGGGCGAGGGGUCAGGUUGGUACGCCGAAGGGUCCUGUUAGGGUUUCGUGGAAGAAGGAAGAUGAUGGUACUUUUGUGCUUGAUAUUGAGACUCCCAAGGGAACAAGUGGUGUUGUUUGUGUUCCUACGCACGGUUUCAAGAAUGGCCAGGUAAUUAUUGAUGGGAAGCCGAUCGAAAGUGCUAGUGAUGCUGCCACUGUCGGACCAAGUGCGACUUCUGGGGAGGAAUACGUGGUUAUCAAGGCUGAGGGUGGCACGCAUGCUAUCUCAGUUGGAGCUUGA